Microbotryum saponariae is the source of this 1839-nucleotide messenger RNA. Lineage: Eukaryota; Fungi; Basidiomycota; Microbotryomycetes; Microbotryales; Microbotryaceae. The record is from the annotation of a GenBank genome assembly.
AUGAAGCUCUUAGUGAUGAUCGGACCGAAUCGGUUCGACAUGGAGGUCGCGCACGUCAACGACCAGAGUCGGCCGACCGAGAUCGACACGGAGCUCUUCGCCGGCCGGGUCGUUGUAUUCGUUAAAGACUUUGUCGGCGUCGCACCACCCGGAUGUCAGCCCAUAAAGGAGCAUCCUUACUUUACCGGACGGUCAAGGAAAUAUGCGAUCCUCAUCGAAGGUGAGUAGUUCGGAACCUUGGUGCACCGGUGCUAUGCGAAACGCGACGUGAAGUAGGCCGAGGUUUUGCUUACGUCAUGACUUCAUCUCGGUGCUCUUCUCCCGUAAAGGCCGCUUCAAACAACGACCCGGGGUCGCCCCUUAUUCUGGAUCGGAGGUGCAGUUCGGGUCAGACUUUGGUAAGUCUGCCGUGUAGCAACGAAGGGUCAUUAUCAGCCUGUGGACGCGCACAGAUUUGCGCGAAUCGUCUCGGCUAUAAACCCGGCGUUCAUGUCCCUUGCUUUGGGAGCCAGUUGUAUUCCAAGUAAUCGCGCCUAUUGCUACAUACUCAUCCUAUAGGCUGCAAACAGAUUUUUUGCCCGAAUCCUUCCCUCAAGGCCCAUUCAGCCUCGGACUGAAGGUCGCUCAACGGGUCGAUCCCGCGACGUCCGCCGUUAUGAAACCGAGCAACGGUCGACCGUACAUCAUGUCUCCUUACUUGGCGUGCAUGAACACUUUUGCCGCCUACCCCGCCCCGAAUGCAUUGUCCAAAGCACUCGUCCAAGCCCUGCAUGACGCCGAUCACCCCCACAACGAUCAUGAAACCGAGUCCGCGACCUUUGUCCCGCGCGAAGAAGUCGAUAGCGACAGCCACGGCGUGAUGAAGACGACGCGCCAUGGGAUGCCGUAUUGGAGGUUCGUGGGUCUACGAGGCGACCCUGCGGUAGAGGAAUACGUUGAAAAGCAUCGCCAUUUGCUCGCGCCCGACGACCCCAUGGAUGUCCACGGUUCGGCGUUGGCUCUCGGGACCUCUAUCUCUCAUCUCGAUUCCUCGUCCUCGCCGAAACGGCACCCCAGUCGAGUUCGUCAAGAGUCACCAGAUGGACCUUCCGGACCCCAGGGCUGGGGUGCUCCCAUUCCUAUGUCGGACGGUGAGGAGACGCGCGAGCCGGCGAAGAAGAAGAAGGGAGGAAGGUUCAGCUGGGCAGGGUUCUUGGGUAGCGUAGAGAAGGAAUCGAACGAAACCUAUCUCCACGCAGGGGACUUGGUCAUGGCCGACAAGCUCAACAAGGGUUCAAUGGGGGAUGCCUCUCUGACAGGCGUUUCGAAGCAUUUGGGACCCUGGAGGUUCGCCGAUCCCAAGGUCGAUGCGAUCGAGGUGAGCUUUUCGUCUCCCGGGACCUUGAUGCGGCAUCCCAAACUGACACGAUGUGUGCCUCCCUAGGAUUCACUUUUCAUCUUCCACGAUUCCACACACGAGCGAUCGGUCGCCGAGCGUCGCAAGUGGUUUGUACAGAACCAUGGCUACAACCGUGACCAGUUCACCUACUCGCCCGACGUGGUCUACACCGCAUCAUUCUUCACGUCCUUCUGCGAUCUCAACACCUUUGAUCUCAAGUGAGUCUUGAAGCGGAGCGAGGAACGAUUGUCUUGCCAAUACAUCGGAACUAAUGCCUCGUUACGUAUCUCGAUCUUCCCAGAAUGGGUCCUCUCGGCCUCAAUAUCGCCCCUUACUUCGCCGAGCAGCCGAUCCGUUACACACUGCGAUCGACUCGGUUGGCACCGCGCCCCGACGGCAAGCCAGGGCCGGACGAGGAAGAGGUCUUUUGCACCAUAUCCUUCCAGCUCUCGAACCAGUAG